AUAUAAAUCUAAGGUCAAAAAAUGCCAAGAUCAUUAUAUAUAACAAAAAUUAAAAAAAUUAAAAAUCUGAGGGGACACGUGCCCACACUGCCCAAUGUGGGUCCGCCAACAAUAUGUAAGAACUUUUUUUCCUCAAAUAAGGCACUCAAAACCAAAUAGAAAACCAUAUGAAGAUGGAUAUGGAGAGCAAAAGGAAAAACCUGACCAUCCUCAUAUUUGCAAUCUUCUUCUUCAACCUGGUGGGUCAGAAGUUGUGUGGUGGAACUGAAAGAAGAAGGCAAACAGAGGUCCAUGUGGGGGUAAUUCUUGAUAUGGAUUCAAAGCAAGGGAAGAUUAUACAUAGCUGCGUAUCCAUGGCCAUCUCUAAUUUCUAUUCUCUCCACAAUAACUACGCCACAAAACUUGUUCUCCAUACAAGGGAUUCAAAAGGACAACUUCUUCAGCUUGUAUCUUCUGCUCUCAACCUUUUGGAUAAAGUCAAGGUAGAAGCAAUAAUUGGCGCACAGACCAUAAUGGAAGCAAACUUUUUAGCAGAAUUAGGAGAGAAAGCUGGAAUCCCUACAAUUUCUCUCUCAGAAUUUUCCCCGCUACUCUCUAGAAAAUAUCCCUUUUUAGUUCAAAGUACACAAGAUGAAACUUCUCAAUUUAAAGGCAUAGUUGCCUUAAUUGAAGCUUUCAAUUGGAGAUAUGUUAUACUCAUCUAUGAGGACUCAGAUUUUGGGAAAGACAUUUUAUCAAAUAUAAUUUAUUCAUUUCAUCAGAAUAACAUAAAUAUAAUCUAUAAAAUGACAAUUACCAACCCAUGCACAGAUGAGAAAAUUAUUGAAGAGCUCCAUAAGCUUAUGACAUUCCAAAGUACAGUAUUCAUAGUUCAUGUCUCACAGGGUCUCUUGGCUCAACUUGUUGUAAAUGCAAAAAAAAUAGGAAUGAUGAAUAAAGGGUAUGCUUGGCUUUUGACUGCAACUACUAUGAACCUAUUGCAUUUUGUGGUUGACACUUCUGUAAUUGAGUCAAUGCAAGGAAUAAUUGGUUUCAAAUCUUAUAUUCCAAAAUCCAAGGAUCUUUACAAUCUUACUUCAACAUUGAGAAGGAGAAUUUAUAUUGAAGACCCUUUUAUGGAAGUAAUGGAGUUGAAUGCAAAUGGUAUUUGGGCAUAUGAUUCACUUUGGGCUUUAGCAGAAGCAGUUGAGAGGGCAUGGGUUAAACUUCCUCCACGAAAUGAUAAUAAGACUGAAACUGGAACUGAUAACCUGCUUGAUGUUGAUAAAAUUGAAUCAUCUGAACAUGGUCCUGUACUGCUCAAAGAGAUAUUGAAAAGUAAAAUGAUGGGUAUAAGUGGUGAGUUUCAAUUCAAAAACGGGAUAAGAAAGUCAUCAUCGAAUGCUUUUGAAAUAGUGAAUGUGAUAGGCAAAGGGGAGAGGAGAGUAGGAGUUUGGAAAGAAUCCCAUAGGGAAAGAAAUUUACUAUCUACUAAUGAUCUUGAAGGCAUUUUAUGGCCUGGAGGAACAACAAGUACGCCAAAAGGUACUCGUUCUUUGAUGGGAAUCAACGGGACAAAGCUUCUAAGAGUUGGUGUUCCUUCAACAAGAAGUUUUAAAGAAUUGGUGAGUGUGUAUUAUGAUCAUCAAUCAAAUGAAACAAAAUUCACUGGAUUCUGUAUAGAUGUAUUCAAGGCUGCCAUCGAGCUUUUACCCUAUCGAGUUCCUUAUCAGUUUGUGGAAUCAACUCCAAAUCACAGUGCAAUAACUGCAAGGACAUACGUUGAUUUCUUUCACAAUUUCAAUCAUUUGAACUAUGAUGCUAUUGUUGCGGAUACAACUAUCAUGUCAGAAAGAUCCCCAUAUGUUGAUUUUACAAUGCCAUAUACCGAAAUUGGAGUUGGAAUGGUGGUACGAAAUGAAAACAAAAACAUGUGGAUUUUCUUGAAACCACUUUCACUAGAUUUUUGGUUGACAACCGCUAGUUUCUUUAUCAUAAUUGGUUUCAUUGUCUGGAUAUUUGAGCAUCCCAUCAACCAAGAGUUCCAAGGCUCACCGUCUCAGCAAAUUGGAACUGUACUGUGGUUUUCCUUUUCGACCCUUGUCUUUGCUCACAGGGAAAAGUUGUUAAGCAACUUCUCAAAGUUCAUAGUGAUCGUAUGGGUGUUUGUAGUGUUAAUAUUGACUUCCAGUUACACUGCAACUUUAACUUCAAUGAUGACAAUACAACAAAUUCAAUUAAAACCAGAUCAGAAUUAUGUUGGAUACCAGUUUGGUUCAUUAAUUUCUUCUCAAGGAGGAAUUACCAAUAAAUUGCAUUCCAAAGGGUACAAGCCAUAUAAUUCACCUGAAGAAUAUGCCAAAGCUUUAUCAAAAGGAAGUAAGCAUGGUGGUGUUUCUGCAAUUAUUGAUGAGAUUCCUUACAUCAAGAUCUUCCUUGCCAAAUAUCCUGGAGAAUACUCAAUGAUUCAGUAUAUGCCUACUUCCAAUGGUUUUGGCUUUGUGUUUCGUAAAGGUUCAUCUUUGGUUCAUGACAUGUCUUGGGCAAUUGAAAAACUUCGAGAAGAAGGAGAGUUAGCAAAGUUGGAAGCUAUUUGGUUUCACAGUAAACCAACUUAUGCAUAUGUGGAAGGUUCUUCAAAUAGUCCCAAUGCUCUUGAUCUCCAAAAUUUUGGUGGUUUAUUCCUCAUUAGCGGGAUAUCAUUAGCUUUGGCACUUCUCUUACUCUUAACUUUUGUGCUUAGACAAAACAGACAUGUUUUGAAGAACUAUAAGUUUGGAAAUCUUUUACAAUAUAUAGGAUCGUAAUUAGAAAAGGACUAUUUUUCUUUGCCAACAUUUCAUGCUAAAAAUUUGAAUCUAAAACCUCCGGAUGUAGUCUUAUUGGUUUUAUUUUAUUGCUAGGUUAAACCUAAGACUACUAUAUUUUAUCUGCAUUGAAAUAUAAAGCUACCUUGUAUGCAUUGCCUCACCAUGAAA
Ziziphus jujuba (common jujube) is the source of this 2957-nucleotide messenger RNA. RefSeq names its product glutamate receptor 1.2. NCBI's taxonomy places the organism in Eukaryota, Viridiplantae, Streptophyta, Magnoliopsida, Rosales, Rhamnaceae. The transcript is spliced from 5 exons. The coding region runs from base 168 to 2786 and encodes 872 amino acids. Gene Ontology annotation, molecular function: glutamate-gated receptor activity. The record is from RefSeq and is a predicted model, not a curated record. Gene Ontology annotation, cellular component: plasma membrane.